AUGAAGGUCGAGGUUAUCACCCUUCUUGGAGCCGCCGCUUCGGUGCAGGCCUUCCCCUGGAUGGCCGCGCAGAUGCGCGAGGAGGAGCGCGGCUUCCUCGGCGACAUGUUCCAGAACAUUGGCCAAGGUCUUGGUCUCGACAACCUCCAGUCCGACUUCACCAAGAUGCUCGGUGGCAGCAACGGCAAGGGCAUCGUCUCCCAGUUUACCACCAUGGCCAACACCCUCAACAACAUCCAGCCCGGCAAGAUGAACAACCUCUUCUCCGAAAUCCGUAACGGUAUGGCUGAGGUUGGUAACGUCUCUGUUCCCCAGGGCGGUGCCAUCUUCAACAAGGACUGGAGCUCCCUCACCGAGGAGGACAUCCAGUACACCUUCAACCUUGACCGUAACAACAACGACUGCGGCUGCGAUGAGCCCGAGCGUCUCGGUUACGGUAUCUGGGGUAUCGGUGAGGACGAGGCCCACCCCUGGCAGGCCCCCGGCCCCAACGACCAGCGUGGCCCCUGCCCCGGUCUCAACACCCUCGCCAACCACGGCUACAUCCCCCGUGAUGGUCUCAUCAACCCCGUCCAGCUCUUCGUCGGUACCUGGCGCGGUCUUUCCAUCUCCCCUGACGUCGGUGCCAUUCUCACCGUCCUCUCGUGGCCUUUCAUGGGUGACCUUACCACCAUGAAGCUCUCCAUCGGCACCAAGGUCGGCCUCGGUGACGGUCUUGCUCACCACGGUAUCCUUGAGGGCGACGCUUCCGUCACUCGUGACGACGCCUGGCAGGGUAACCAGUGGUCGCUCUCGCAGGACCGCUGGAACCAGUUCAAGCAGGAGAUCAUCACCCACGGCAACGGGCACGUCACCCUCAAGGCUCUUGCCGAGGCCCGUUACCGCGCCUGGAAGUGGUCUUACGACAACAACCCCCAGUUCGACUUCAACCCCUGGCGUAUGCUUGUCGCCUACGGUGAGUCUGGUUUCGUUUACCAGGCCCUCCGUGGUGACGCCCGCGAGUACACUGUCGACAUGGUCGAGUCUUGGUUCGUUCACGAGCGCUUCCCCAAGGGCUGGGGCCGUCGCACUGUCCCCGUCAGCGUUCCCGAGCUUCUCGCCUGGGCUGCCGUCAUCGAGGUGAUCAAGCCCGCUGUUCCCGGAUGGCGCCUCUUCGGCAUGUGGAUCGGUCUCCCCAACUUCCACACCCUCUCCACCUUCUUCAAGGGUGUCCCCGGUGCCACCGGCGGCUCCACCCUCAAGGACACUGGAUGCAACGUCGCCAACGGUGUCCUCACCUGGGUUCCCUCCACCUUCUCCAACCUCAUUGGUGGCCUCAACCUCGGCCAGCUCAACGGCAUGUCCUGUUAA
Messenger RNA from Trichosporon asahii var. asahii CBS 2479, 1350 nucleotides. RefSeq lists its product as uncharacterized. Gene Ontology annotation, molecular function: peroxidase activity. The transcript has a single exon. NCBI's taxonomy places the organism in Eukaryota, Fungi, Basidiomycota, Tremellomycetes, Trichosporonales, Trichosporonaceae. The record is from RefSeq and is a predicted model, not a curated record. Bases 1 to 1350 code for a protein of 449 amino acids.